Lolium rigidum is the source of this 1346-nucleotide messenger RNA. Its product is annotated as RNA-binding protein 42-like. The coding region runs from base 1 to 969 and encodes 322 amino acids. The record is from RefSeq and is a predicted model, not a curated record. Gene Ontology annotation, molecular function: mRNA binding. The transcript is spliced from 8 exons. NCBI's taxonomy places the organism in Eukaryota, Viridiplantae, Streptophyta, Magnoliopsida, Poales, Poaceae.
AUGGGGCGUUUAAGACGUGUGGGUAGGGGAGGUGGCCGAAUCGGCGGCGAAAAGCACCUCGGCGUCCGCCGGGUGUACGGGUGGAGGCGGAGCACGCCAGCCUUGGAGGCCCAAUCACAAAAGGACGAUUUUCCUUGUUCCUCCGACGACCGGCUCUCCUCUCCUCGGAUCCCCAAAAUUCGAUCCCAAUUCCGUUCGAUCCCGUCGGUAACAAGGAACCCUAGCCCACCCUCCCUCUCACCAAGGAAAUCCUUCCGAAUUGCUGCGCAGAUGUCGAACCCUAACCUCCCGCCUCCGCCGCCCGGCUCGUCGGCGUCCGCGGCUCCGGCGGGGGCCAGCUACUUCCCGCUCCCCUUCCACCUGCAGCAGCAGCAGCCGGUGGUGCCGACCUACCAGUUCCAGCAGUACCAGCAGCUGCAGCAGGCGCAGCAGCUCUUCCAGCGGGACGCGCAGACCAUCACCCCCGAGGCGCUCGAGAGCGUCAAGGCCGCCCUCGCCACCAGCGACGUCCUCGACCCCUCCGCCGCCAGGGCCAACGCCUCCUCCUCCGACGCCGCCGCCAAGAAGAAGGCCGUCCCGCGCCGCGCCGCCGGCCAGUCCUGGGAGGACCCCACCCUCACCGAGUGGCCCGAGAAUGACUUCAGGUUGUUCUGCGGAGAUCUAGGGAACGAAGUUAAUGACGAUGUUCUCUCCAAAGCCUUCUCGCGGUUUCCCUCCUUCAACAUGGCCAAGGUUGUCAGAGAUAAGAGGACUGGCAAAACUAAAGGUUAUGGAUUUGUGAGCUUUUCAAACCCUACAGACCUGGCUGGAGCCAUAAAAGAAAUGAAUGGAAAGUAUGUUGGAAACCGCCCGAUUAAAUUGCGUAAGAGCAAUUGGAAGGAAAGGACAGAUGUUGAGGCUCUACAAAGGCAAAAGAACCACAUUCAGAAGAAGCCUAAAACAGCCAAGAAGGGCAUUCUUCACAAGUAAAGCUCUAUUGAGGCAGACCAGGGUGGCCCCUGUAGAAAAAAGGCUUGCUGCCUUUGGAGUUUGGAUGAAGGACAUCUAAAAAAUACACUGGCUAGUCACUCUUAUGUCACUGGUCAAGGUGCGCGAGGUUGAUAUACCUGUUGAAUUGUCACAGCUUACUAAGCAUUGUUCUCUCUGAUGACAAAUAGAUGUUACAUUUGCGAGAGUUGCAACAUGUUAGCCUUGUUGUUGUGCAUGACAUUUUGCAUCCUUGACUCUUAACGUUGUAUGUACAAUCAGCUUUGUUUUGAUAUAACGCUGCCGUCAUUGUAUUGCAAGUUAGAGAUGUUUUUAGGAACUGUGCAUUAUUUUUGAAAGAAUUUUCAGUAAUUAUCCAA